Molecule: messenger RNA, 474 nt
Organism: Saprolegnia parasitica CBS 223.65
Lineage: Eukaryota; Oomycota; Saprolegniomycetes; Saprolegniales; Saprolegniaceae
Exons: 2
Source: RefSeq, a predicted model, not a curated record
GUCAUCACGCGCAAUGGAAUUCCAUACAAACUCGCAGUCAGUUUUGGUUUUGCACAUGCUGCGAGCAAACUCCCGCCCGAGGCCGGCCGGUGGCGGGCAGCGGACAAGGCAGACCCAGGCCUCGACGUGGACUCGAGCCGCCACGCCAAGCCGCUCUGCGCGCCCCGGCCCCGUCGCGUGACCUCGCCCGAGCUCAUCUUCCGAGACUCGUCCCUCGACCGGUGCGAGAAGGAAGAGCUCUGCGCCCACCAAGACGAGUUUGAAGCGCUUUUAGGCGACCGCGCCAAGUGGCACUUUCGCUCGAUCGUGCAGCGGCCGGACGUCGAGCUCACGAGCCCGCCAACGCGAGCCGGCAAUCCCGUGAUCCUCGACUCCAAGUUUCACGCGUUCGCGUCGCCGCCAGCCGCAGCCUUCUUCUCGCGCCCAAAGAAGGCCAAGCUGAGCCCCGCCGACGGGCUAAGCAUGUCGUGUUGA